Molecule: messenger RNA, 1685 nt
Organism: Phycodurus eques (leafy seadragon)
Lineage: Eukaryota; Metazoa; Chordata; Actinopteri; Syngnathiformes; Syngnathidae
Gene: atpaf2
Product: ATP synthase mitochondrial F1 complex assembly factor 2
Exons: 8
Coding region: 243-1103 (286 amino acids)
Biological process (GO): mitochondrial proton-transporting ATP synthase complex assembly
Cellular component (GO): mitochondrion
Source: RefSeq, a predicted model, not a curated record
ACGCAGAAGGUCACACGCGUCCUUUUGAACGCUGGAGCUCCAACUGAAAUGAAAAAUCCUCUCAGUAGGUAAAAUUAUUACCCCGGUAAUCAUUUAACUACUGCCGUGAACAUGCGAUGUAAAUGAUCCUAAGUACACACGUAAAAAUGUGCCAUCUCGUUAUCUAAGAACAACCGAGUGUGUUAAUACUCUUUAGCUAACUUAGCUUUCCGUAAACAUAGCAAUUUCACUUCAUUAGUGCAAUGUUUAGAAGCCUUGCAAGACUCCACAUGUUAUUCGGAAAUGUCCUCUCGCCGUGUAAAAUACACCCAAAUCCUCAGCACUUCAAAUAUUCCUUGAAAUACUCAUCAUCAGCCGCAACGGAGAGGAAAAGAUUUUAUCAGGACGUCAGUAUAUCCCAAGGUGAAGGAGGUUUAUUUGAGAUAAACCUAGAUCGAAGGAAGCUGAAAACUCCUGGAGGGAAUCUGUUCACAGUGCCAAAUGAAGCCCUUGCCAUCGCCGUGGCAACUGAGUGGGAUGCUCAAAGGGAUACACUCAAGUUUUACACAAUGCACCUGACUACACUUUGCAACACUGCCCUGGACAAUCCUACACAACGGAACAAGGACCAAAUGAUCAGCGGUGCUUUAAAGUUUCUGGAGACAGACACUGUUUGUUACAGAGUGGAGGAGCCCGAUGGUUUGGUUGAUCUACAGAAAAAUGAGUGGGACCCUGUACUGCACUGGAUUGAGAAUAGAUACAACGUCACUAUUGGUUCCUCAUCCAGUAUUAUGGGCCCUGACAUCCCUCAGGCAACCAAAGACACGUUCUGUCAGCAUCUUAAAUCAUACAACUUCUGGUCUUUGACAGGACUUGAAUAUGUGAUCACCCAGCUGAAGUCUGUUGUGUUAUCACUUGGGAUGAUUGACAGACAUCUGAGUGUGGAGCAGGCUGUGCUGCUCUCCAGGCUGGAGGAGGAAUACCAGAUUCAGUGUUGGGGAAAUGUGGAGUGGGCUCACGACUAUGACAUGUACGAACUGCGGGCUCGCACUGCUGCCGGUGCUCUGUUUGUACACCUCUCGUCUGAGAGUUCCACUGUCAAACGCAAACUUUUGCAGGACUGAGAGGAAGAAGCUUGCAUGGUGAAAGAGCGGAAUACAAACUUCCCAUCAAACAAACACCACUCCACAGUGUAUGACUCAGAAAUAGAAUAUAUCCCGUUCAUUCUAUUUAGUGGUGACAGCUCCUCAGUCUCUAUCCAUUGUAGUCAUCUGCCCUUUCAAACACAUCACCAGUCUUUUUUGCUGUGUUUAUGUGACAGACGCCAAGUGUGACACCACCCACUGAGCUUCCAGUUGGUUUUCAGUCAUCGGUGACAUGUCUGGACACUGUGCAUGAAGUGAAUGGAGACUUAAUGUUUGUUGUAUUUGUUUGGGUAAAUCUCAACACCAUGUCAGUUUUCAUAGUCUGCUACAUUGACUCCAUCCAUUUGCUAGACUGCUUUAUCCUCAUUAGCGUUGUAUGUGAGCUGGAGUCCAUCCCAGCUGACUUUGGGUGAAAGGCGGGGGUCCACCCUGAACUUGUCGCCAGCCAACUGUCUGCUACAUUUAAACAUGUUAAAUGUGUGGACGAUGUACACUGUGCUCUAUGUUGUAAUGGCACAAACAUUCAGUUGAAAUACUGCUACAUUCAUGUUCUGUUCAUCU